Molecule: messenger RNA, 1605 nt
Organism: Toxorhynchites rutilus septentrionalis
Lineage: Eukaryota; Metazoa; Arthropoda; Insecta; Diptera; Culicidae
Exons: 3
Coding region: 1-1605 (534 amino acids)
Source: RefSeq, a predicted model, not a curated record
AUGACCACCGAAUAUGGAACUCAAGCCGGAUCCGAAGCUGGAGCAAGUGGAGGAAAAAUUCCGUUGUCCGUUGUGAUGCAGCAAAUGGCCGAGCAAAACAGCCGUUUGAUGAAGUUACUGGAACAGUUCACCGGUAACCAAGCAACGUCAACACAGCAAAACGCUCCAGAUAAAACUCUCGAAUCCCUUGCGACCAACCUUAAGCAGUUCCACUUCGAUCCGGAAAACGGGUUGACUUUCGAUCGCUGGUUUUCUAAGUACGAGGAUCUAUUCAGGCAGGAUGGCAGAAGCUUGGACGAUACCGCGAAGGUUAAACUUUUGCUGCGGAGUCUCAGUGUUCCGGUGCACGAGAAAUUCCUCAACUACCUGCUGCCGUCCCACCCACGCGAUUUCACCUUCGAUGAAGUUGUAGACGAGAUGAAGCAGAUUUUUGGUCAGCAUAAAUCUCUGUUCAGCAAGCGCUACGACUGCCUCAAUAUUGAGAAGAACGAAGCCGACGAUUUCGUAACGUAUGCUGGAACCGUCAACCGUCAAUGUGAAGAUGUUGAGCUUCAGAAGCUCACCGUGGAUCAGUUCAAGAGCCUGGUGUUCAUUGCGGUUUCAAGUCAUCGAAGGACACCGACGUCGGGACCCGACUUCUGUCGAAGCUCGAGUCCAAUCAAGCUGAAACCAUCAACCUGGCAGGACUGGUCACCGAAAACCGACAUCUUCAACGGUCCAGGCAGUUCGGCAGUCAAAGAAGCAUCCGAACAACCAGAUGAAGUCAUCAGCAGACAUCAAGACACCUCCAUCACCAUGUUGGCAAUGCGGCGCAAUGCAUUUGUGAAGGACUGCAAAUUUUCGAAGCACACCUGCAAACAGUGCGGGAAAGUGGGCCAUAAAGACGGCUACUGUGGUUGUUUUUCCAAGUCAUCAACUACGGAGUCGAAAGCUGGUUCCAAGAAGAAGAAGCCUUUCAACACGAAGGUUAUUCAAAUCGUGAAGCAGGUCCGUAGCCGUAGAAGGUUCAUCAGCGUCAAUUUCAACGGAAAAUCGGUCGAGCUCCAAUUGGACUGUGGUUCCGACAUCACCGUUAUCAGCACACACACGUGGAAAAUGAUUUGCUCACCGUCAUCAACGGUGACUAGCGUAGAAGCAUCAACGGCAUCAGGGGAACCACUCGAAUUGGUUGGCGAAUUCACCUGCCCGGUUACUAUCGGGAAAACUACGAAGGCAUCGGUCUGCUACAUCACAUCAGUUGAAUAUCUGAACGUCAUCGGACUGGACUGUUUGGACGCGUUUGACUUACGGUCGAAGCCGCUUGCUGCCAACUGCAAUCAGGUAGAAGAGGAGCUGUAUCGACUCGAGCGGUUGGACAUCAUCUCGCCGGUCGAUUUUUCGGACUGGGCAGCACCCAUCAUCGUUGUCAAGAAACCGGGGGGAAAAGUGCGUGUAUGUGCAGAUUACUCGACUGGGCUCAACGCAGCACUGGAGACCAACAACCACCCUCUUCCUACCCCGGAGGAGAUCUUCAGCAAGGUAUCCGGCAGUCAAGUUUUCAGCAUCAUCGACCUGUCGGAUGCCUUCCUUCAGGUGGAGGUCGAUGACGAAUCCAAGAAGCUGUAG